AUGCCACUACAAUUAAAUACUAUUCCUGAAAUACCCUUAAUCGUUCAUACCCUAAAUAAUAUAUUUGGCUUAUCAGAUAUUCUCCAUCUUGAGAUCUCCUCGUCGUUUAUGGCGGCUGAUGAACCACGGUUGUUAUCGACCGCUACUAUGAUAUGUUUGGUGUCUCACGACACAAGCCAUCUUUUGAACCCUUCGAUUGCGGUAGAUGUUGCUUUUGUAAGCGGAAGUAGUUGGAUCUGGACUCGAGCUUCGGCGAUUGGAGGUGGGCGAUCUACAAGCACGAUUAAUUUGGAUGAGAAAACUCCGAAGACGGCGGCGAAUUCGAAAAGAACUGAGAACUAA
Molecule: messenger RNA, 342 nt
Organism: Arabis nemorensis
Lineage: Eukaryota; Viridiplantae; Streptophyta; Magnoliopsida; Brassicales; Brassicaceae
Source: the annotation of a GenBank genome assembly